AGAGCUUCAAGUCCGUUUUGGCCAGCUCUGGCAUUUUCAAACCAAGGUGUCUGGCUGUCUAUCUGUUCUUCUGUCUGUCUGUUUGCCUGCCUGGCUGCUGGAGCCUUCUCCUGUGCUAUCCCUACCUUGCAGAAGGACAGACCUGCUCCUCACAAUUUGGGACAUCUCAUCAUGCAUACACAGGGUCUCAGCAAUUUCUUACUGCUCGCUUCAUCCCUUUUCUUCACUGUAUCAUCAGCUGUUUCCCAAGGUUUCUCACCAUCCCUGAGGAGCGGGCCAGGUGCUACCUGUAGGUUGUCCCGGGCGGAGGCAGAACGCAGGUGCCGAGCACCGGGACAGCCACCGGGAAGUCAGCUGUGCAAUGGCCGAGGCCGCUGUGACUGCGGGGUGUGCAUCUGUCACGUGACGGAGCCCGGCAUGUACAUGGGGCCUCUCUGCGAGUGCCAUGAGUGGGUGUGUGAGACCUACGACGGGGAGACCUGUGCAGGCCAUGGAAAGUGUGACUGUGGCAAGUGUAAGUGUGAUGAAGGAUGGUAUGGUGAAGCUUGCCAAUAUCCAACUAAUUGCAACCUUACAAAGAAAAAAAGUAAUCAGAUGUGUAAGAAUUCUCAAGAUACCAUCUGUUCUAAUGCAGGUACAUGUCACUGUGGCAGAUGUAAGUGUGAUAAUUCAGAAGGAAAUGGACUAGUUUAUGGUAAAUUUUGUGAGUGUGAUGAUAGAGAAUGCAUAGAUGAUGAAACUGAGGAAAUGUGUGGAGGCCAUGGAAAGUGUUACUGUGGAAACUGUUACUGUGAGGCUGGUUGGCAUGGAGAUAAAUGUGAAUUCCAGUGUGACAUCACCCCCUGGGAGAGCAAGAGAAGAUGUACAUCUCCAGAUGGCAAAAUCUGCAGUAACAGAGGAACAUGUGUGUGUGGUGAAUGCUCGUGCCAUGAUGUAGACCCAACAGGAGACUGGGGAGACAUUCAUGGGGACACCUGUGAAUGUGAUGAAAGAAACUGUAGAACAGUCUAUGAUAGAUAUUCUGAUGACUUCUGUUCAGGUCAUGGGCAGUGUAACUGUGGAAGAUGUGACUGCAAAGUAGGCUGGUCUGGGAAGAAGUGUGAGCAUCCCCUUUCCUGCCCAUUGUUUGCUGAGGAUAGCAUCAAGAAGUGCCAAGGAAGCUCCGAUUUGCCCUGCUCUGGAAGAGGUCAGUAA
Molecule: messenger RNA, 1194 nt
Organism: Trichosurus vulpecula (common brushtail)
Lineage: Eukaryota; Metazoa; Chordata; Mammalia; Diprotodontia; Phalangeridae
Gene: ITGBL1
Product: integrin subunit beta like 1
Exons: 7
Coding region: 172-1194 (340 amino acids)
Biological process (GO): cell adhesion mediated by integrin; cell-matrix adhesion; cell migration
Cellular component (GO): cell surface; focal adhesion; integrin complex
Molecular function (GO): integrin binding
Source: RefSeq, a predicted model, not a curated record